This is a messenger RNA of Quercus robur (English oak), 1245 nucleotides long. RefSeq lists its product as uncharacterized. Lineage: Eukaryota; Viridiplantae; Streptophyta; Magnoliopsida; Fagales; Fagaceae. The record is from RefSeq and is a predicted model, not a curated record. The coding region runs from base 116 to 736 and encodes 206 amino acids. Gene Ontology annotation, molecular function: serine-type endopeptidase activity. The transcript is spliced from 5 exons.
AUAAAAAAGAAAAAAAAAGAGGCUGAAACCAGUACCGAUACAACUACUUAAGAAAAGGUAGUAUUGUAAACUAAAACCACAACAACAUUAAACACAACUGAAGGGUCUCUCUGCGAUGGUUUCCCUAUCAACUUGGUUCCGAUACAUAGCUCACAAGCUCGAGUACUCCGUCUCUCUUACCUGGAAGAGCUAUCAAAGAGGUCAAAUUACCGACAGAGAAAUGGGUGACGCUGUUUGGAAGAAUCUAUUUCAGGGAAAGUUGACAUACUUGCACUGGAAUAAGGGAGAGGAAAUGGCCCCUACUAUAGGUCCACAAGGGGGAACUCUUCUGGUCCGGAAAUUACCAGCUGCAGAUCCCACGCGUGUUUUUGUUGGAGAUGUGGUGGUGGUGAAGGACCCCCAGAAAUCAGAUGACUAUCUAGUCAGAAGAUUGGCUGCUAUUGAAGGGUACGAAAUGGUCUCUAAGGAUGAAAAAGAUGAGCCUUUUAUUCUUGACAAGGAUGAGUGCUGGGUCUUGGCUGACAAUGAGAACUUAAAGCCCAAGCAGGAAGCCAAGGACAGUCGAACGUUUGGUCCAGUUCCCAUGACAGAUAUUGUUGGUAGAGUACUAUAUUGCCUGCGAACAGCUGUGGAUCAUGGCCCUGUGCAGAAUAGUCAUUUCAGUAUGAAAAAGGAUUCACCAGUGUUAGAAGUCGAACUUGAUGUUGAUGAGAUGGCAAAAAAUCACAAAGCCUAAAUGUGCCCACAGAAAGCAUUGACUUGGUUUGUAUGUAUUGCUCUUUCCUCCCCAUUUUCCUAUUGGAUUACUUUUCACCCAUUUUGUUUGAACUACAAAGGAAAAAUAAAAGAGGGGAUUUUAAACGUUCAUUGAAUCGUGGUGUAUUUAUGGUUAUCCUUGACCAGGUGUGCUAAUUGGGUAAUCUAGUCUUUCUUCCCUACUCAGCAUAUGAAGUGGCCUGUACCGAAUUUUGAGUUUCAGCUGUAUUUAACUUUGCAUUGGAACAGUAUUCUAGUCUUAAAAUCUAGCCAAAAGGAAUCAAUCUUGUUGCUGUUCUGGAUGCUUAUAUUGGGACACACUUCGAUUGCAUUUAGUUGCCUGUGAGCUUGCUGUUGUCAAGUGUUGGAAGAAUAACAUCUGAUUCCGAAAACUGUUCCUAUUUUUCACCCCCACCUGCUGGCCAUACUUUGGCAUGUUUUAACAUGCGCUUUUUAUGCUCCAAAAUUACUAUGAUACUCUUCUUGAGA